UACUAGACGUCAGUCUUCUUCUUUCUAAUGUACGACAUUUGACGUGUCAGGGCAAAAUCAAAAGUAAUUCCAAUUGCAAUUCCAAUUUGCAUGUAUUUGUCUUGCAAAUAUCGCAAGACAAUUGAAACGCACGCAGCUGCACAACGGUGAACACAGAAAGUAGAUCGUCAAAAUGGUUUUAGCAGAUCUGGGACGCAAAAUAACAACGGCGCUGCACUCGCUGAGCAAGGCAACAGUGAUAAAUGAGGAAGCCCUGGGUGCCAUGCUCAAAGAGAUAUGCGCCGCAUUACUUGAGGCUGAUGUAAACAUAAGACAGGUGAAGCAGCUGCGCGAGAAUGUACGAGCUGUGAUUGACUUCGAUGAGAUGGCAGGUGGAUUAAACAAACGUCGCAUGAUCCAAUCCGCCGUGUUCAAGGAGCUCAUCAAGCUGGUUGAUCCAGGUGUGAAACCCUAUCAGCCAGUUAAGGGAAAGGCGAAUGUUAUCAUGUUUGUCGGCCUGCAGGGUUCUGGCAAGACAACAACGUGCACAAAGCUAGCCUAUCACUACCAAAAACGCAACUGGAAAUCGUGCCUGGUCUGUGCGGAUACCUUCCGUGCUGGUGCCUACGAUCAAAUCAAGCAGAACGCAACGAAAGCACGCAUUCCCUUCUACGGUAGCUACACUGAAAUCGAUCCCGUGGUCAUAGCCCAAGAGGGUGUCGAUAUGUUCAAACGUGAAGGAUUUGAAAUGAUCAUCGUCGAUACUUCGGGACGUCACAAACAGGAGGAGUCUCUGUUCGAGGAGAUGUUGGCUGUAUCAAAUGCUGUCAGUCCCGACAAUAUAAUCUUCGUCAUGGAUGCCACGAUUGGACAGGCUUGUGAGGUUCAGGCCAAGGCCUUCAAAGAGAAAGUCGACAUUGGAUCCGUGAUCAUUACCAAGUUGGAUGGCCAUGCUAAGGGAGGUGGUGCUUUAUCGGCUGUGGCUGCCACACAAUCGCCCAUCAUCUUCAUUGGCACCGGCGAGCAUAUCGAUGAUUUGGAACCAUUCAAAACGAAGCCUUUUGUCAGCAAAUUGCUGGGCAUGGGUGACAUUGAAGGACUGAUAGACAAGGUGAACGAACUGAAACUGGAUGGCAACGAGGAGCUGCUGGAAAAGAUCAAGCAUGGCCAUUUCACAAUACGCGACAUGUACGAGCAGUUCCAAAACAUCAUGAAAAUGGGACCAUUCUCACAAAUCAUGAACAUGAUUCCCGGCUUCUCGCAGGACUUCAUGACCAAGGGUGGCGAGCAGGAAUCGAUGGCGCGCAUCAAACGCAUGAUGACCAUGAUGGACAGUAUGUCUGACAGUGAAUUAGAUAACCGAGAUGGCGCCAAGCUGUUCAGCAAGCAGCCCACCCGUUGUAUUCGUGUCGCACAAGGUUCCGGCGUCAUUGAGCGUGAGGUGAAGGAGUUGAUUGCACAUUAUACGAAGUUUGCGGCAGUGGUUAAGAAAAUGGGCGGCGUCAAAGGAUUAUUCAAGCAAGGAGACAUGACGAAAAAUGUGAAUCCCACACAGAUGGCGAAACUGAAUCAGCAGAUGGCCAAAAUGAUUGAUCCCCGCAUGCUGCAGCAAAUGGGCGGAGUUGGUGGCCUACAGAAUAUGAUGAGACAACUGCAACAGGGCGCAGCCGGUGGCCUGGGCGGUCUCGGGAAUCUAAUGGGAGGUUUUGGUGGCAAAUGAGACGUCGGUAUAUGUAAACAUUUUUAUAUGAUUUUGUUUUUAAAUAGUUCGGUUAUUAGCCUUAAUUUGUUAACAUGUAGUGCGACAAGUGCAACAAUUAUCCUUGCUUUUAAGGUGACUUUCUCUUGUUUAACUAAA
This is a messenger RNA of Drosophila nasuta, 1837 nucleotides long. RefSeq names its product signal recognition particle 54k (gene Srp54k). The record is from RefSeq and is a predicted model, not a curated record. The transcript is spliced from 2 exons. Gene Ontology annotation, molecular function: GTP binding; 7S RNA binding; ATP hydrolysis activity. Gene Ontology annotation, biological process: SRP-dependent cotranslational protein targeting to membrane, translocation; SRP-dependent cotranslational protein targeting to membrane. NCBI's taxonomy places the organism in Eukaryota, Metazoa, Arthropoda, Insecta, Diptera, Drosophilidae. The coding region runs from base 173 to 1699 and encodes 508 amino acids. Gene Ontology annotation, cellular component: cytosol; signal recognition particle, endoplasmic reticulum targeting.